Molecule: messenger RNA, 684 nt
Organism: Anthostomella pinea
Lineage: Eukaryota; Fungi; Ascomycota; Sordariomycetes; Xylariales; Xylariaceae
Source: the annotation of a GenBank genome assembly
AUGAAACAGCAGAUGAUAACGUCUCUACCUCCAGCUCAGCGAUCCACUUCCGCAACUGACAUCCUGAUCUACUCGCAAACGAUGGACGAACAGCGGAAGCACGUAAAUUUAGUACUAGCAGCCCUCCAAGCCGCCAAGUUACUAGUCAACACCGAGCAAAGCGACUUCCUUACGCAACGAGUUGAUUUCCUAGGAUUCACCAUCACCCCAGGAGAGGUGCGGAUCCAAGAGUCAAAGAUUUCAUCAGUCAGAGACUGGCCCGUACCAAACAGUGUCGCAAACGUACGAGCAUUCGUACGGUUUACGAACUACGUUCGACCUCUCAUCACGAACUUUGAGAAGCACGCCGGACCCCUGACGGACCUGACGAAGAAGGACCGAGAAUUCGAAUGGAUAGCCAAGGAACAACAGGCUUUCGAUCCCAUUCGAGAACUUAUUCUCAGCGCAUCCGACUGCGCACUCGGAGGACAGCUUGGCCAACGCGACGAGAAUGGUAAGCUACACCCUGUAGCGUUCUUCUCCAAGAAGCUGCACGGACCAGAGUUGAACUAUCAGAUCCACGACAAGGAACUGAUGGCAGUUAUCGAAGCAUUCAGGGAAUGGAAACCAUACCUCAGCGGUACAGAACGACCAGUGAAGGUCUAUUCAGACCACAAGAACCUGACACACUUCAUGACAACGUAG